GAUCAUCGUUUGAUCUAGAAUAAGUUUUUGUCAAUAGGGAUAUUGUGAUAUUAAGUUUUGCUUAUUGCUUGACACAGUUCAAGUGCGUACAGUUCGCUCGAGUAACGCACGAGUAUGAGUAACGUAAACGUAAACGACGGUUACCGAAACCGAAAGUUUCUCUAAUUUUAUGCGUUUAUGUGUCCGAACUGGUACGAGCUAUACGUAUUUGAAUUAUUUAAACGGAAUGUAAAGUGCUUAGGGAACACACAGUCCUAUUGACUGUGACCAGAUGACUGACAAAGACAAGGAAUAAGUAUGCGCAUAAUUGUACAUACAUUCUAGUUCGUAUCAAAGCGAAUUCAACGCCUGCAAUAACAUGGAAUGAAAACGCAUUUACUCGUCGGUAAAUAAUUGAUUACCAGUUUCAGCGUUUUGCCACAGAUUUGAUAACGCCACUAUGGCGCUGGCAGCAUUCAAAUUCUUGGGAAGUACAUUACAUAUAUAUGUUGCAUAUGGAUAAGUUGUGUACGUGGGGUCAUGGGUUACACAUAUACGAGAUGAGAAGACAUACGUGACUACACAUCUGCAUUUAAACGUUGAAACGUACAUAAAAUCCGCGAUACGUAGCCAUAAUGCCUUUAUUUUCUAACAAGUUCUCUCCAAAACAGACGCCUACUAGAAAAGCUGGCGUCUUUUUAGUAAAUAAGGAUUUAAGUCCUCAACGAAUUGAAAAGGAACUUGGACCGAAUGUGGGUCCUAUACGUUUAAAGUUAGGAGAUCAAGAAGCUAUUUUUCAAUCUGGUUUAUGGAUUCCAGAAUCUGGCAAGAUUGGAGGAACUUUCAAAGAAAAUGAAAAGCUUAAGAAUGAAAUAAGACGAUUAGAGGAAGAAAAUAAUUUACUGAAGUUAAAAUUUGAAGUGCUUCUCGACAUGUUGACACAGACAAUGGCAGAAUUUAACCUGCAAAGAAAUGAAUUGGAUAGAUUGAAAAGAAAUUAACUGCAUCAGAAAGGUAUUUUUAUUCUCUAUUGUACACUUUACAAUGUGUAAGACAAGGACAGCGAUAGACUCGUCCGGUGGCGCCAUCCACGGCGAAACGCUCAAACUGUUAGCCAAGUUACAUAUUUGACUACCAGUAUCCUGCCUAACGCUUUUACACGUCGGUAUUUAAAUACCAGUUUCGAAAUUUUUACUUUUUAACAUAAUAAAUUGCUCGAAAUUACGAAAUUA
Molecule: messenger RNA, 1211 nt
Organism: Megalopta genalis
Lineage: Eukaryota; Metazoa; Arthropoda; Insecta; Hymenoptera; Halictidae
Gene: Cby
Product: beta catenin antagonist chibby
Source: RefSeq, a predicted model, not a curated record